CAUACCCAACAACGGCCCGCUUGGGAACUCCAACACUCCAAUACCGGACCACCGCUGUCACACACAUCCUCAGGCGUAUCACACCCUACUGUUCAAAAGCACUUGCAUAAUUUUUAAAACACGUUCUACAACCACCUACCUAUUCCACUUAUCCUAAUUAAUAAAUAUGUGCAUCGCCCUCUUUACAACGGCGCAUCCCGAUUACGCGCUGGUGGCGAUCGACAACCGGGACGAGUACAUCCUCCGGCCAACAAGCCGGCCGCAAUGGUGGACGGCCGAGGUUGAUUCGCACACCACGGCAAACGGGUCAGCAAACGACACCGAUGAUGAGUCGACAAAAACACAACCAAAAACGUCAACCAAGAUCGAAGCCCUCUCCAGCGUCGAUCUCCAGAGACCCGAGCGGGGGACGUGGAUGGGCAUCACGAAGGGUGGCAAUUUUGCCGUGCUGACCAACUACCGUGAGACCGACACCGGCAACGCAGAACACCCCGUCAGCGGCAUGCGCAGCCGUGGCGGCAUGGUGACGGCAUGGUUAACGGCGGAUCCGGCCGAGUCGACCGAGGAGUUCGUGCACCGCAUGUUGAGCGACGGCGGCGUGAAGGGUGUUGGUGGUUUCUCGCUGGUCUGCGGGAAGCUACGCAGAGUGGCGGGCGGGAAGAACAUCAACCCCUUGGCCAUCAUUUCGAACCGCUGUGACCACGCCGGCCAGGUCCCCUGGAUAUGCGAGGAGCGAGGGUCUGUCUACGGCCUCAGUAACGCCAUUUAUCUCGAGCAGAGCGGCGAAAACAAGGAAACGCUAUGGCCCAAGAUUCGUGACGGCAAGGAAUUGUUAAGCCGCGCGGUGGCCGCCGGCGGCAGCGAGGAGGAACUCAUCGCUUCUCUCUUCAAGAUCCUAGACACGGAUAACUUCCCCUCCGAGCACACCAUCAACCUAGAAGAGGUGAUCCCCCUCCUCAAGAACUCCAUCUUCAUCCCGGCGCUCGGAGGCAAGGAUCACCAGCAAGAGAUGUGCGAGGCGCAGGAAUCCGGCAGCGUGGAGAUGAAGGGGCGCAACCCGUCCGCCGCCGAGACGGUGACGCCGGAUGAGCAACAACCGAACGGCUUCCAGGCGGGCCUCUACGGCACCCAGCGGCAAACCGUCAUGCUCGUCGACUGGGAAGGGAAUGCCACGUACAUUGAGCGCGCCCUGUGGGAUUGCAGCGGCAAUGCGAUACCCAGAGGACAGGGCGACGAGACGUUCAGGUUCAGGAUCGAGGGGUGGGAGCAGGAAGACGAGUUGUGCAACUAACGGUUGCCUCUUUAACGCCACCGCUGUUGAUUUUACGACUUCCAUGGGAGCAAGACGGUACUUUUUGGCUUGGAGGGGCUGGUUCGGAGCGUGGAUCGGGGGUACUCGUUC
This is a messenger RNA of Chaetomium fimeti, 1402 nucleotides long. Its product is annotated as NRDE protein-domain-containing protein. The record is from RefSeq and is a predicted model, not a curated record. Gene Ontology annotation, cellular component: Golgi apparatus. The transcript has a single exon. Gene Ontology annotation, biological process: protein secretion; Golgi organization. NCBI's taxonomy places the organism in Eukaryota, Fungi, Ascomycota, Sordariomycetes, Sordariales, Chaetomiaceae. Bases 167 to 1291 code for a protein of 374 amino acids.